UCCAGCGCCUUCCAACCCCGGGCCGUGUUCGCGAGUGAAUUCAAAGCAAGGGAAUUUCCAAUAAAAAUCUGGCAUUUAAGCUCUCUCUCUCUCUCUCUCUCUCUCUCUCUCUGUGCAUAUUCUUCGCAUCUCUAGGAAUUCAAAUUCUCACUUGAGCUCUUAAAAUCUUAAAUCUUUUGGAAUUGAACUCUCUCUGGUAGUGAGCGAGCGAGAGCGAGAAAGAGAGACAAUUGAAUUCUGGUGGCGGGAGCCGCGGAUCUGGUUGAGGAAUUUCACCGGCGGCUUGUGCGGUUUUGGACAAUGCUCGUUUGUGAGAGAGUGGGUUUAGAUUCAGUUUUGUGAAGACUUAAGAGUGUGACAGUAAUAGGGGUGAACCAAUGAAGAACGGGAUGAUAGAAUGCAGCGUCUGCCAUUCCAAAUUGGUUUCCCCAAGUGCCAAAACAUUUUCAAGAGCUUAUCACCGACAUAAGAGCAGGGUAUCAUCAAAGCAACGUGCCCUCAACGUCCUCUUGGUUGUUGGUGACUGCAUCCUAGUCGGUUUUCAGCCUAUUUUGGUUUAUAUGUCCAAGGUGGAUGGGAAAUUCAAGUUUAGCCCAGUUAGUGUCAACUUCUUGACAGAAGCUGCAAAGGUUCUAUUUGCAGUUGUUAUGCUUUUGUUCCAGGCAAAGCACCAGAAAGUUGGAGAGAAGCCUCUUCUCUCAUUUUCUACAUUUGUACAGGCAGCUCGCAAUAAUGUUCUUCUAGCUGUUCCAGCUCUUCUGUAUGCUAUCAAUAACUAUCUAAAGUUCACCAUGCAGCUAUAUUUCAAUCCUGCGACAGUGAAGAUGCUAAGCAAUCUGAAGGUUUUGGUGAUUGCUGUGUUGCUAAAGAUAAUAAUGAGGCGCCGGUUUUCUAUACUUCAGUGGGAAGCUCUUGCUUUGUUGCUUAUUGGGAUUAGUGUAAAUCAGCUGCGUUCUUUACCUGAAGGUGCUACUGCAAUGGGCCUUCCAGUUGCAACGGGUGCAUAUGUUUACACAUUGAUCUUUGUAACUGUUCCAUCAUUGGCCUCGGUCUACAAUGAGUAUGCAUUGAAGAGCCAAUAUGAUACAAGCAUAUAUCUUCAGAACUUAUUUUUGUAUGGGUAUGGUGCUAUCUUCAAUUUUCUAGCAAUAUUGGGAACUGCCGUUGUCAAAGGUCCCAGUAGCUUUGACAUCCUUCAAGGUCAUUCUAAGGCAACCAUGCUUCUAAUAUGUAACAAUGCAGCCCAAGGGAUAUUGUCCUCUUUUUUCUUCAAAUAUGCAGAUACAAUCCUGAAGAAGUACUCUUCAACAGUUGCCACAAUUUUCACAGGCAUUGCAUCCGCAGCAAUGUUUGGUCAUACUUUGACUAUGAAUUUUAUGUUGGGAAUUUCUAUUGUGUUUAUCUCGAUGCACCAGUUUUUUUCAUCCCUUUCAAAAGUCAAAGACGAACAGCCGAAUGGGGUGGUGGAACUGAUGGAUGUUCAAGACGACCACAGGUCAAAAGAUUCAUUCAUAAACAUGGCAGCUGGAGCAAAUGAAGAGAUUACUCAUCGUGUAGCACAUGAUGAGAGGCAGCCUCUACUUCCCACCUAGAGUGUAGUCAAGGAUGUUACAUUAGAAAGGAAUUUUCUUGGAAGGAAUUCUUUUGGCAGGACUUAUUGGACCAUAGAGGAGAUAAGUCAAUUGUCAGAAUCACAAAUAAAAAUCAAUUUCAAAGAAUUAUUUUUCGCAUUUGAUAUCCAUUUCCUGCUUCUUUUGUUGGUUCUUCCUACCUGGCUGGAACUGAGUUUCCAUCAUACAGAUCAUCUGGGUUUUCGCUGCUGGAGGCUUAGAGAUUAGCAACAUGGGUAACUGGAUGCCUGCCAUUUAGAAUACCGAUGUUCUAUUAUUAGAUUUACCUUUAUUCUUUAUCUUAGAACAUUUCAUUUUUCCUUUUUGAUUUCCAAAUGUCAUAAUUUUUUAAUCUCUUUAUAGAUUGGGGAUAGGCCACAGUUUUUUAGAAAAAGAAGAGAGAAAUACCCCUUUUUCUUCAUACUGAAACUGAAAAUGAUAUUUAAAUUGUAUUGACUUUACAUUUGAAACAUUCAAUGAUCCAGUUAAAAAAAAUAGUGAUUUUUUUCCGAGCA
Hevea brasiliensis (rubber tree) is the source of this 2125-nucleotide messenger RNA. RefSeq names its product CMP-sialic acid transporter 2. Gene Ontology annotation, molecular function: pyrimidine nucleotide-sugar transmembrane transporter activity. The record is from RefSeq and is a predicted model, not a curated record. Gene Ontology annotation, cellular component: Golgi membrane. NCBI's taxonomy places the organism in Eukaryota, Viridiplantae, Streptophyta, Magnoliopsida, Malpighiales, Euphorbiaceae. The transcript has 16 exons. The coding region runs from base 378 to 1592 and encodes 404 amino acids. Gene Ontology annotation, biological process: pyrimidine nucleotide-sugar transmembrane transport.